AUCCAUGAUGGCAAGAGCAGAGGAGCAGAGACCGCGAUGGACCGAAGAAGAAGACCAUAAGCUCAUUGAAUGUAAAAGCAGAAACCCCCAUCUAUCUUGGCCAAAUAUCGCAAUGCUGGCAGGGCUGGAGAGGAGUGGCAAGAGUUGUAGGGAGAGGUGGAAUAACAGUCUGACGGAAGACAAUACCCUGCAGUGGCUUCAUGGGAAUAGGGCGAGCCGCUGGAACAACCAAUUGAAGAAGAAGCUUGGGAUAAGUACUCAUCAGAAUAUUCCUGACCCACAAAGCUCGUUCAUCUCAACCAGAAUAUUCCAAACGCAAGCUCCAUUUCUACACCCAUUUCAGCCUCACAAGGACUCGCCAACCCUUGCUUCAGAAGCCUAGCUACCUAGAAUUUCUUAGUGAUGAGAUUAUCGAUCACUCUGUCGAGGGAGAUGAGCUUGAGUCUUUAAUUGUCGGGUUUGCUUCUUUGAUUCCCAAAGUCAAUCCAAAUGAGACCAAUUUCGGGGAAGAUUACUUUGAGCCUUGGAUUUCUGGACCGGUUUCAGCUUCAGUGGAGGAGAAGUUCAUGCCAACUGAACAAGUCACCAGAAAUUGGCAGAACUUUCCGACUAUGAGACUAGUAGAGAAUAUAUAAUAUAUGUAUGCUCCAUGAUCAUGAAC
Molecule: messenger RNA, 661 nt
Organism: Vitis vinifera (wine grape)
Lineage: Eukaryota; Viridiplantae; Streptophyta; Magnoliopsida; Vitales; Vitaceae
Product: myb-related protein 315-like
Exons: 2
Coding region: 5-382 (125 amino acids)
Source: RefSeq, a predicted model, not a curated record